Messenger RNA from Andrographis paniculata, 1145 nucleotides. RefSeq names its product tRNA (guanine(9)-N1)-methyltransferase-like. Gene Ontology annotation, biological process: tRNA N1-guanine methylation. Gene Ontology annotation, cellular component: nucleus. Gene Ontology annotation, molecular function: tRNA binding. The transcript is spliced from 3 exons. The coding region runs from base 1 to 1026 and encodes 341 amino acids. The record is from RefSeq and is a predicted model, not a curated record. NCBI's taxonomy places the organism in Eukaryota, Viridiplantae, Streptophyta, Magnoliopsida, Lamiales, Acanthaceae.
AUGGAAGCAUCCAUGGAAUCUCCGCGGAAUGACCAAGGCACUCCCGCCGCUGCUCAACCCUUGUCGAAGAACGCGCAGAAACGGCUGCUCAAACAGCAGCGGUACGAGGAGAAGAAAGCGGAAAAGAAAGCUCAGGUGAAGGAGCAAAAGAAGAAGGAGGUCGAGCGGAAGCGGAAGGAAUGGCAGGAGAAACUGGCCGGCGUGAGCGACGGGGAAAGGGAAAAGCUGAUUGAAGAGAGGAAAAAUCUCAGAAAAGAGCGCAUGGAGCAGCGAUCGGAGGAAAGGGGAAAGAAAAUAGGGAGGCUGCAACAAGCGAGGAUCGAUGGUCAGAAUAUUGUUAUCGAUUUGGAGUUUGCUCAUCUUAUGAGCUCUUCUGAAUUGCAUAGCCUCGUUCAGCAGAUUAUGUAUUGCUAUUCGUCGAAUGGAAAAUGCCCCUUGCCUGCGCAUAUUUGGCUAACUGGUUGCCUUGGAGAAAUGAAAAAUCAGCUCUUACGGAUACCUGGAUAUGGAAACUGGGUAAUCGAGAAGGAGGAUCGGUCUUAUGUGGAAGUUUUUCAGGAUCAAAAGGAAAAUUUGGUGUAUCUCACUGCUGAUUCUGAAAAUGUCCUGGAUGAACUUGAUCCAAAAUCCAUAUACAUCAUCGGUGGUUUGGUGGAUAGGAACCGAUGGAAAGGCAUUACUAUGAAGAAAGCAGAAGAGCAAGGGAUCAAAACUGCUAAACUGCCUAUUGGAGCAUACAUGAAGAUGUCCAGUUCUCAGGUCCUCACGGUGAAUCAAGUAAUUGACGUACUGCUCAAGUUUUUGGAAACAAAAGACUGGAAGAAUUCAUUUUUUCAAGUUAUACCUCAAAGGAAAAGAUGUGAAUCGAGCUCAGAGGACAACCAAGAAGAGGGUGAAACAAAAGAGACCGAACAGGGAGGAGACGAGAAGCUACCAGGAAGUGAAGAUCGUCCUGAAGAUAAUCAAGAAGCAAGAUUGCUGGUCAACGAUCAAAGGGCCAAAAGACAGUGCCUUGAACAAUCUUGAUCAUUUUACCUGGAUAACUUAUAGACACCAAUUUAGCAGAUAUUCUUUUUCAUUGUGUGUUCCUGAGCUUACAAAAAUAUUCAGUGAAGUUUUUAUUAUGGCCUUCCUUUCAAAUUAAA